Messenger RNA from Molossus molossus (Pallas's mastiff bat), 1111 nucleotides. RefSeq names its product methyltransferase like 1 (gene METTL1). The record is from RefSeq and is a predicted model, not a curated record. Gene Ontology annotation, molecular function: tRNA (guanine(46)-N7)-methyltransferase activity. Gene Ontology annotation, cellular component: tRNA methyltransferase complex. NCBI's taxonomy places the organism in Eukaryota, Metazoa, Chordata, Mammalia, Chiroptera, Molossidae. The transcript has 6 exons. Gene Ontology annotation, biological process: tRNA methylation; RNA (guanine-N7)-methylation. Bases 50 to 856 code for a protein of 268 amino acids.
GGGCUCGGUCUCCACGUGGGUUCGGUAGAGAAACGCCGGACUGGUGAUCAUGGCGGGAUCCGAGGCCCCGCAGCCGCAGAAGCGCUACUAUCGGCAACGUGCUCACUCCAACCCCAUGGCGGACCAUACGCUGCGCUACCCUGUGAAGCCAGAGGAAAUGGAUUGGUCUGAACUAUAUCCAGAGUUCUUCACCCCGCUGACUCAAAAUCAGAGCCAUGAUGAUCCAAAAGCUAAAGAAAAGAGAUCUCAGACCCAAGUGGAGUUUGCAGACAUAGGCUGUGGCUAUGGUGGCCUGUUAGUGGAAUUGUCACCGCUAUUCCCAGACACACUGAUUCUGGGUCUGGAGAUCCGGGUAAAGGUCUCAGACUAUGUACAGGACCGGAUUCGAGCCCUACGAGCAGCUCCUGGAGGUGGCUUCCAGAACAUCGCCUGUCUCCGUAGCAAUGCCAUGAAACACCUUCCUAACUUCUUCUGCAAGGGCCAGCUGACAAAGAUGUUCUUCCUCUUCCCUGACCCACAUUUCAAGCGGACGAAGCACAAGUGGAGAAUCAUCAGUCCCACAUUGCUAGCAGAAUAUGCCUACGUGCUGAGAGUUGGGGGGCUGGUAUAUACUAUAACUGAUGUGUUGGAGCUACAUGAAUGGAUGUGUACCCAUUUUGAAGAGCACCCCCUGUUUGAGCGUGUGCCUCUGGAAGAACUGAGUGAAGACCCCAUUGUGGGACAUUUGGGCACCUCAACCGAGGAGGGAAAGAAAGUUCUACGCAAUGGAGGAAAGAAUUUCCCCGCCAUCUUCCGAAGAAUACAGGAUCCCACCCUCAUAGUGGUGACCCCCAGUCCUACCCUUCCUGGUUACUGACUGCUUACCUCACUUUAUCUGGACUCCAUCUUCCAGUAACUAGAAAGAUCAACCACCUGGACCUUCCCAACUGAGACUGCUGGGACUUAGAGGCAAAACUCCCUCAAAGAAGUUGAGGGACUACUCAGGGCCGAACCCUGGUUUUCACAACUACCCUUUUCUUCUCUCACUUUCCUGCCCCUCCAUUGCCAGCGGAAAGUAGAAAAUGACUGGGAAGAUCAGAAGACCUUGGACCAGAAGGGAUGUUUGGGAGGG